AUGAAAUUUGUGGACAUACGCGUGAUGAGGCAGCAGUUUGUAACACUCCAUGCCGCACAAAAUGAUGGUCAGCUCAUUCCCAUAACUCGAGUGCAAAAAGAUGUCAUGUUGGGAGUGCGCAGACCGAGUUUAGUCCGACAAAUGGCCUUCCGACAGGAUUCGAAAGAAACGGAUUUGACCGUUCGACACAGCCAUCUGGCGCCUCCUACAGUGCCGCCAGACAGUCCACGACCUCAAAAGGAUGCUAAAAGUGAUCUCAUUGGUUCAUCUAUGAUGGUCACCAUGAAAGUGCCUGAAACAAAGAAAGCGGUCUUAAUACAUGCACCUGAAUACUACACCCUACGUUCCAAUGAUUCGCAAGCAGAAGACCAAUAUAAGGUGUACUUUGCUGAACUCGCUAAUCAUACGGUGUUGGAGGAGUACGACGCAAUGCACUGCUAA
Molecule: messenger RNA, 441 nt
Organism: Ostertagia ostertagi
Lineage: Eukaryota; Metazoa; Nematoda; Chromadorea; Rhabditida; Trichostrongylidae
Source: the annotation of a GenBank genome assembly